AUGAAGCUAACAUUGAUCGCCAUCCUUUGUCUAGUUGCUACACUCUACGUGUCGAUUGGAAGUGCCCACCACCCCUGUUUCCACCACCCUGAGAAUGUGUCUUGUACUGACUUCACCUACGCUCCAGUCAACUGUACCAAUGACCUCGACACUCUCUGUCUCAACCUCACCAAUGUGAACUACACCGCCUGUAGCAUCUACAAGUCGUGCCAGUCUGCCAACGCCAGUUCCGGUGUCUGUGAACCGUUCUCCAUCCUCGCCGAUGCCUGCCAGGUUGACCACAUGGGCAACAUCACCGCCAAGGGCUGCAAGAACUACGAUGGAAUGUGUGCUCCAGGCUCCGUCGUCCAACAAUGCACCAACAUGCCGCCCAUAUCCUAUCUCAUCACGACAUUGAACGCCAGUGCCGAAGUCAUUGACAUGUGUAAUGAGAUGGAUAUGGAUGAUUGCGCCAAGUGUCCAUUCGCCACGUCCAGCACCAGUGUUCCAAUGCCCUGUGACGUGUACUUGGUGUACAUGCGUCUCUGUGCCUCCAUGCCAACAAUGAAGCAAUGCAGACCAUACAAGUUCAUGUGUGAUGGAAUAUUGCCAUUGCCCAAGUCUGCCAUUGGUUCUGUCUACUGUCCAUACGUUACCUCCAACACCACCGCCGUUGCCACCACCACUUCUGCUCCUACGACUACCUCGACAUCCACAACUGGAACAACGUCCACCACGGGAACAACAUCCACCACCUCUACCAGUUCUACUACCUCCACCACUGGAAGUUCUCCAACAACCUCUACUUCGACAACGUCGACUACUACUGCCACACCAACAACCUCUACAACAUCGACAACAACUGCUAGCCCAUCAACUACCACUACGACAACCAACCAUCCAUCUACUGGUAGUAUCUCUACACCACAUCAAGCAGUGUCUAUGUUCCUUGUUUUGUUGGUUCUCCUCCUCCUCAUAAUCCAAUAA
Acytostelium subglobosum LB1 is the source of this 966-nucleotide messenger RNA. RefSeq lists its product as hypothetical. The transcript has a single exon. The record is from RefSeq and is a predicted model, not a curated record. NCBI's taxonomy places the organism in Eukaryota, Evosea, Eumycetozoa, Acytosteliales, Acytosteliaceae. Bases 1 to 966 code for a protein of 321 amino acids.